Molecule: messenger RNA, 3741 nt
Organism: Cyclopterus lumpus (lumpfish)
Lineage: Eukaryota; Metazoa; Chordata; Actinopteri; Perciformes; Cyclopteridae
Gene: klhl11
Product: kelch-like family member 11
Molecular function (GO): protein binding
Source: RefSeq, a predicted model, not a curated record
UUUCGCUAUAAUCUAAUGCGUCAUGACAUAAUAAAAAUUAAAAAAGCGAUAGAAUGUCGGACUUUUCUGUAUAUGCGUCCGGGGUAGAGGUCGCUCGUGUGGACGUCGGUAUUAGCGUGAAUCUCAGAGCCUCCUAUUGACUCACCAGCAAAAAAAAACGAGUACAUUUGGGAAAUUCUUAAAGACGGAAGUGAGCACUCCUGUUUUCCGACCACAAGACUGAGCGUUGCGCAUGCAUGUCAGUUUUUGAAUGGUUAUCCGCGUGUGUCAUAUAUGCCUAUGCGUUAUUCCCAACGGUAGAUAAGAGCCUUCAUUUAUCUCGGACUCGACUACGCCGCGGAAUGGCAGCAGCGGCAGCAGAAGCGCCGGAGGACCGCAGCGGCGGCGCACAGGGCGCGCUAACAGGUGACGGAGAACCGGAGGAGGCCGAGGAGUUCACCUGCUCGACCCACUGCUCGGAGCUCUCCCGCAGGCAGAACGAGCAGAGGAAGUCGGGGCUGUACUGCGACGUCACGCUGGUCUUCAGCUCCGGCGGGGACAGGGUCCAGACCUUAUCCGCCCACCGCUCGGUGUUGUCCGCGGGCUCGGAGUACUUCACGCUGCUGCUGGGCGGACAGUUUUCGGAGUCUCUGUCGGGGCGAGUGGAGCUAAAAGAGUGGAGCUCGGCAACGGGACCCGACCCAGAGACCGUGGAGGGUAUCAUACAGUUCAUGUACACGGGACAAAUCAGGGUAACCACUGCCAGUGUGCACGAAGUGUUGGAACUUGCUGACAGGUUCCUGUUGGCGCAGCUGAAGCACUUCUGCGGAGAGUUUCUGAUGGAGAAGUUGAACUUAUCCAACUGUGUAGCAGUACACAGCCUCGCCCACAUGUACACCUUGGACCUGCUGGCCCAGGGAGCCGCCAAGACCAUUCGGAGAAACUUCCACAAAAUUAUCAGCAACGAGGAGUUCUUCACGCUACCAUUUCACCUGGUGCGGGACUGGCUGUCUGUCGGGAUCACUGUGGAUUCUGAACAGGAGUUGUUUGAGGCCAUCGUAAAAUGGGUGCACCAAAACGCAGAGGAGAGAGGGAAGCAGUUUGAGGAGCUGUUCAGACUUUUAAGGCUCACUCAGAUUUCUCCUACCUACCUGACACGGGUAGUGAGAAAGGAGCCUUUAGUGGCAAACAAUGCAGCAUGUCAGCAGCUGGUGUCCGACGCCCUUGAGGUCCACGCUGUCCACUUUGAGAACGUCAACCAGUCAGCGGAUUUAGAGCUCUGUGCCGCCUACAAUGCAGCAAUCCAGCCUCGUCUUGGCCAGAACAUGGAUGUAAUCAUGGUAGUGGGUGGUGUAUCAGAAGGUGGAGAUUAUUUGAGUGAGUGUGUGGGCUACUUUGUUGCUGAGGACCGUUGGGUAAACCUGCCACACAUUCACAACCAUCUUGACGGACAUGCCAUUGCUGUCACUGACAGCCAUGUUUAUGUGGCAGGCUCCAUGGAGCCCGGCUUUGCCAAGACGGUGGAGCGCUUCAACCCCAACCUCAACUCGUGGGAGCAGGUCAGCAGCUUAACCACUCGCAAGCACUCCUUUGGCCUCACGUGUGUCAAGGACUUGCUGUACAGCAUUGGUGGUCAUGGCAACUUCAGUCCAGGCUUUAAGGACGUUACUGUCUACGAGCCUGAGCUGGACGAGUGGCGCAAUCUCGAGCCAGCACCGAAGAUACUACGAGAUGUAAAAACAGUGAGCAUAGAGGACCGCUACAUAUACGUGAUGGCCAGGACUCCUGUAGACAUGGACAAUGAGGAUGGACUGAGCACUGUGACCACCUGCUACGAUACGGAGAGUCACAAGUGGCAGGAAGUGGACUCCUUACCGCUGAUCGAUAAUUACUGUAGUUUUCAAAUGGCUGUCGCGUCCACCAACUUCUACCACACCGCUUCUUGCUGCUCAAAGAGCUAUAAGGUAACAGCCGAGGCCGCUCAGCAGAAAAUAAGCAGAAACAUCUCUGACAACAUCCUCGACAGCCUCCCUCCAGAGGUCCUUAGCAUGGAAGGCGCCGCUGUUUGCUACCUGGGUGAAGACAUAUUCAUCAUUGGCGGAUGGAGAAACUGCAACAACAUGGACAAGCAGUACCGCAAGGAGGGCUACCGUUACUGUGCGGAGAAGAAGCGAUGGAUGCUGCUGCCCCCCUUGCCUCAGCCGCGGUGCCGAGCCGCGGCCUGUCACGUUCGCAUCCCGUACCAUUGUCUUUAUGGUUGCCAGCACUACCCCAUGCCCCAGAACCUGGCUCGCCAGCGAGACCGCAUGCAACAGAUGCAGCAGCUCCAUCGCCGCACCCUCACUCUGCGCAGACAGCUGCAAUCUCAGAUCGAAUGUUGAGAGCUUCCUCUAGUUAGUACUUGAUCUGCUGAUGAAUGCCUUGUUGUUGCCACAAAACUUUCAGCUUAUUUAUAUAUUUUUCUCUUUUUGCCUUUUUAAUUGGUUUAAAUGCCUGCACGUCCUUACCUUGUGCUGGUUUGUAAAGAAAUAAGAAUUAGCCAGACAUGCUUCCAAAUGAUCAGUCUCGCAUUUUAUUUUGGUCUUACAUUUUUAGUUUGUCUUACUUUUACUCUGCUAGUAAAAUUAAACUGUGAUCGCUGUGACCAUUUUCUGCAAAGAUUGUGGAUUUUAAACAAUUUAGCAUAACUUUUUACUUUGUGAUCUAUGUUAACAUAAUGAUGUCAUCAUACUAUAUGUUGUGAUGCAAGUCAGUUUCACUUAAUAUCAGUGACAUCUGGUCAGAUCAGUGUUGAGAUAUGAAUUUAGCAAAGUAAAUCUUGUCUAUGCUUUAUUGUGAGUAUUUUCAGAAGAAAAUCAUUAAUUAAGUGAAGUUUAGAUAGAAGAUAGUAAACUUACUGUAACCGAGAUCUUUAACUUUUUACUCUUCUACCUCCGAUGUUCCAUUCAUGCUUUUUUUGCACAGUGUCUAAAUGUUGAUCGUCCUUCGUGUGUAUGUUUUGUGUGCCCCCCUUGAAACAGACAAUCAUGUAUCAGAAGUUUUGUAGCAAGACUUGCGUAUUGAGCAAAGCACAUAUUGGGGAACAGAGUGUUCAAUGAUUAUUUGCUUCCCAUCUUUUUGCCAUUCCAAUGAAUGUUUAUAAAUAUUUAUGAUUCAGCUGGUCAAAAAUUGCUUUAUUUGAUUUGCAAGAUUUGUGGUCUAUUUUUCAAUUGAAAGAUAGAUCAGCAUACUCAUGAUGAGAUGUCACUUUAGGCUACAGAAGCUCUAUUUUAUAUUUUGAUUUAAAUUGUCCCACCUCAUGUUGUUGGCUCACUGACUAAUGGCUCCAGUGCUUAAAGGCCGUGGCUUUGUGGAGUUAUUUUGUUUGUUGGUUUUAGUGGACUCAUUAGUCCAUCUUUGGGAUUGCUAGUACCUGUGCUAUCUCCAGCCAAGCUCUUUAUCAAUACUAUCUAAUUGGGCUUUGUGCGCUCACAUAAUGAACCGCAAGAUCAACUAAUUUGGUCUUGUUAUCUCAAAAAGUCCAUGCUGAUGCAGCCCUUGCAGGCGUCCGUGCAUACAGUAUAUGCAUUACUGUUGAGUAUUGUUGUUGGUCCACUGACAGAUGAGGGAGCUGUUGGACACCUACUAUCCCAUAGAGACUGAUGCUUGCAGGACUGCUGAAGAAAAGCUGCCCCUCAUGGUGGAGUGAUAUACCAUAUUCCUUGGCUCUAUGCACCAGUGCGGACUGUGCUGGCAAUCUGGCACCAGCUGACCAAGACCGAG